Microdochium trichocladiopsis is the source of this 2627-nucleotide messenger RNA. Its product is annotated as heterokaryon incompatibility protein-domain-containing protein. Bases 61 to 2499 code for a protein of 812 amino acids. The transcript has 3 exons. NCBI's taxonomy places the organism in Eukaryota, Fungi, Ascomycota, Sordariomycetes, Xylariales, Microdochiaceae. The record is from RefSeq and is a predicted model, not a curated record.
GUUCGUUUCCACCUGCUGCGAAGGGUCGUGGACAGGCAUGACCAUCAUCCCCCUGACAGCAUGUCAUUUCUCGCCAUCUGGAUAGCGCUAGUCCGCAACAGAGCCAUAUGGUACUGGAAGCGUAUCACCAGCCUCGUCAGGACGCCGCUGCAUUUGCUACUGUCGCCUCGGUACACCUACGAAUCCGUGCAGAAGGAGGAUGGCACGCAGAUCCGGCUCCUCCACCUCUCUCCGGGACUGGGGCCGCUCCGCAUGGCGCUCAAGCGGGUGCAGCUCCACGAUCCCCAGCAGGCUCGGUACGAGGCCAUCUCGUACGCGUGGGGCGACUCGACCCUCACCGAGAGCGUCUACUGCGACGACAGGCGCCUCAACAUCCCGGCCAGCCUGUACGUCGCGCUGCGCCAGCUGCGCCCUGCCGACCCGGGCGCGGCGCCGCGGGUGCUGUGGGCGGACGCGAUAUGCAUCAACCAGCGCGACACGGACGAGAAGAACCACCAGGUCGCGCUGAUGGACCAGAUCUAUGCCAAGCCGACAGGUGUGCUCAUCUGGCUGGGCGCGGACACCGAAGGGCUGGAGAAUGUGGCCUCUGCGAUUGAGCAGAUGCGCAGCCUCCUGCCUGCCGAGACGUAUGACGCCGAGGAGCUUGUCGAGAUAUCGCAGAACUACUACUCGGAAAUGGCGAACCUGCGGACGGAGGGCAAGAUCGAACAGCAUUUCCACACCAACGACUGGGCCACCAUCAACAAGCUACUCACCCGCCCAUGGUUUGAUCGCAAGUGGAUCAUCCAAGAGGUCCUCAUGGCUCCAGAGGAUGUGCCGCGGACCCUCAUCAGCGGUGACCUCGAGCUGCCGUGGGAGAGCCUCGCGUCGCUGGGUUACUCGAUGGCGGCGUACGGGAUGACUGUGUCAGCAUCGGGGAUGUCAUGCCUCUAUGGCUACCCACUCACGAUCGGCACAUUCUACGCCGACAACGCCCGCCCCCUGCGGUCGUUAUUCAACGCGCAGAUCAUCAAGGUGAUCAAGCGCUAUCUCGAGUCCGGCACGCUGCUCGACUGCAUCAUCGCAACGGGCCUGUUCGCCAGCACCGACCCGCGGGACCAGGUCUACGCGCUGCUGAGCCUGGGCUCGCACAACGCCUCCUUCAGGGCAGACUACCACCUCAAGCCGGCCCAGGUGUGCCUGCAGUUCGCCCGCUCCACGCUCGUCGAGGACCAGAACCUGAAGUGCCUCGGCAUCGCGCCGCACCGCAACGUCACGCUGCCCGGGGUCACGGUGCCGGACAAGCGGCUCCCGGGCCUGCCGUCCUGGGUCCCGGACCUGACCAUGCCCGUCCACGACGACCCCCUCGCGAGCUACAGCAUCCGCGCCCCGCUCUUCCGCGCCGGCGGCGACCCGCGCCAGCCUGUCCACGGGUACCGCGUCCGGGUCUCGGACGACGGCAAGGUGCUGCAUCUCCGAGGCCGGAUCGUGGCACGGAUCGACGACUUCGCCACGAGCCUGACUCGUAUGCCGUUCCCGACGGACGAGGACGUCGCGCCGAAGCAAGGGUUCGUGCAGCGCGUGAGGAUGAGAUACAGGAACUGGUUCUGGCAGUGCCAGGCGCUCGCGUUCCCGGUUCCCCCAGAGUCGCCAGACGGUCCUCCUCAAGACGCUUCAUCCUCUGUGCCGGCACCGCCAGCGCUUCAGCAGGACGCAGAAGAACAACCAAAACCGCCCACCUGGAUCCCCCUGACCCCAGCCCAGAGCCGCCAGCAAGCCCACUACCGCAGCCAGCCCCAGUCAGCCAAGCGCUCCUUCGCGCUGGCCCUGCUCUGCGGGAGCGUGGGGAUGCGCGACCCCGUGCCCCUGGCCGUGCUCGACACCUUCAUCGAGUACAUGGACUUCCUGACCGACCUGUUCACCGCGCCCAGCACGUACGUCUGGCGCACGGAGCAGCCGGAGCUGCGCGAGCGCCUGGUCAGGCAUGGCGGGCUGAUCGAGGCGGCGCUGAACGGGCUGAGCAUGGGGCGCAAGUUUUGCGUCGCCACGAUGAUGGUUCCCCCCGGCGGCGGCGGCGGCGGCGCUGAGGCCGGGGCUAGUGGGGAUGGGAAGUCGGAGGGGAACUUGUCGUUGUCGUUGACGUCUUCGUCUUCGUCGACGAAGACGUCGUCGUGGACGGGUGACGAAAGCAGAGAAGGCGGGCGGCAGGAGGGAGAGGAGGAGGAGGAGGUUGCCACGGCGGACAGCGCGAGAAGCGGGAUUAGGACGAGGACGAGUAUGAGGAAAUGGGGCAUGGUCCGGAUCGGCGCGGAGAAGGGCGACGUCGUUUGCGUCGUGUCGGGUGCCGAGGUGCCGUACGUCCUCAGGCCCGUGGCGGCAGUUGAUGAUACGGGCGAGCACAGAGAGUCCCGGAAACCGCAGAGGUACACGCUGGUUGGGGACAGCUACCUGGCGGACAUGAUGCACGGGGAGGUGCUCGAGGACAGUCGGUUCGAAGAGGUCGAGAUAGAUCUAGUGUAGGUACUCUAGCCUUCCCUCAAGUACGAUAAACCAUACGCAGCGGGCUGUGCACGAAAUCAGACAUGAUAGCGCUUGAGUUCACUAGGUCACGUCAUGCUUCACUGAGUAGCAUUACAGUCUGUUUCUUA